Apus apus (common swift) is the source of this 793-nucleotide messenger RNA. It is a transcript of the gene PPDPF, whose product is annotated as pancreatic progenitor cell differentiation and proliferation factor. Bases 192 to 533 code for a protein of 113 amino acids. The transcript has 5 exons. NCBI's taxonomy places the organism in Eukaryota, Metazoa, Chordata, Aves, Apodiformes, Apodidae. Gene Ontology annotation, biological process: cell differentiation; multicellular organism development. The record is from RefSeq and is a predicted model, not a curated record.
CGCGGCGGCGGGGCGGGCAGCGCCGCGGCCCAGGCCGUGCGGUGCGAGCGGGCGGUUCCGGCCCUUCCUUCCCUUCCCUUCCUCCCCCGGGCGGUGCCGCCGCCGAGCGGCCCUAGUGCCCGCCCGCCCCCCCGACCCACCCGCCGCCCAGCCCAGGUUUUACAUCUGCACAAGAACCAAGCUUGAGAACCAUGGCAUCCAUCCCAUCCAGCGGCUCGCUCAUGGCGACACACAACUACUACAGAAGACGCCUGAGUUCCACCUCCAGCAACAGCUCCUGCGGCAGCUCGGAGUAUUCUGGGGAGGUCAUCCCCCACCCCCCGGGCCUGCCCAAGUCUGACCCCGGCCACUGGUGGGCCAGCUUCUUCUUUGGGAAGACGACUCACCCAGCCAUGACAACCGUGUCAGAGUCCCCUGAGAGCUUGGGAGCUCUGCGGGUGACCACAGGACCGAUGGCAUGUGGCUUGGUGCCAGCCCCGGGGGCAGGACGGAGGCGCCACGCCAGCGAGCCCAGCUCUGGGCCCUCAGCAUGAGCGGGUCGGCGGCUGCUCCCCAGCCCGGCGGGCACGGCCCCUUCCCCCCCCCCACCCCCCGUAGAGUAGGCAGGCUGCUCCGAGGCAAAGGUGCUGCUUGGUAAUGACAAAAGUGCCACGACCCCCCCCCCCCAGUGAUUCCCACACCAGCCUUUUUACUCUUAAUGCAGCAGCGCCCUUUCCACGCAGGCUCGGUAACACGUUUUCUUUACCUUGUACUCGUACAAUGGCAAUUAAUAAAGUCGAGCAGCCUUUUAAAA